AUGAGCGCUGGCCCUUUCCCCGUGGCCCGGGCGGCUGGCCUCGGGCUCGGCGUCCUGGCCCUGCUGUCCCUCUGCCUGGAUCAAGGUGUGGCAGCCAAAGAGCUCAAGUUCGUGACGCUGGUGUUUCGCCACGGAGACCGAAGUCCCAUUGAAACCUUUCCUAAUGAUCCCAUUAAAGAAUCUGCUUGGCCACAAGGAUUUGGUCAACUCACACAGGUGGGGAUAGAGCAGCAUUACGAACUUGGAGAAUAUAUGCGAAGAAGAUAUGAAAACUUUCUGAACGAGUCUUAUAAACAUGAACAGGUUUACAUUCGAAGUACGGACGUUGACCGGACUUUGAUGAGUGCCUUGGCGAACCUCGCAGCCCUGUUUCCCCCGAAAGGCCCCAGCGUCUGGAAUCCCAGCCUGGCCUGGCAGCCUGUCCCUGUGCACACGGUGCCCCUCUCUGAAGACGGGCUGCUGUACAUGCCUUUCAAGCAAUGCCCUCGCUUUCAAGAACUUGGAGAGGAGACUUUGAAGUCAGAGGAAUUCCAGAAGAGGCUUCGUCCUUACAAGGAUUUUAUAGAAACUUUGCCAAAACUUUCAGGACAAAAACGUCAAGACCUUUUUGGGAUUUGGAGCACCAUCUAUGACCCCUUAUUCUGUGAGACUGUAAAUCACUACACGAUGCCCAACUGGGCUACUGAGGACACCAUGGUAAAGUUGAGAGAACUGUCAGAACUGUCUCUCAUGUCCCUCUACGGAAUUCACAAACAGAAAGAGAAAUCCCGACUCCAGGGGGGUGUCCUGGUCCGUGAAAUCCUCAAUAACAUGAAGACUGCGACGCAGCCCUCAAGCCCCCGGAAGCUCAUCAUGUAUUCUGGACAUGACACCACCAUAAGUGGCCUCCAGAUGGCACUAGACGUUUACAAUGGACAGCUUCCUCCCUACGCCUCCUGCCACAUAACAGAGUUAUACCUGGACAAAGGGGAGUACUUCGUGGAGAUGUCCUAUCGCAACGAGUCGCAUCACGAGCCGUAUCCCCUCACGCUGCCGGGCUGCAACCACAGCUGUCCCCUGACCACGUUUGCUGAGCUGGUUGCCCCUGUGAUCCCCAGAGACUGGGCUUCAGAGUGCAUGCUCACAGCUGACCACCAAGUUCUAAAGGUGGUUCUUGCCGUCGCCUUCUGCCUGGUGGCCAGCGUCCUGGUGCUGCUGCUGUUCACGCUCAUCCGCCACGGGCCGUGCUGGAGAAGAGAGUACUCUCAGGACUUCUGA
Molecule: messenger RNA, 1257 nt
Organism: Elephantulus edwardii (Cape elephant shrew)
Lineage: Eukaryota; Metazoa; Chordata; Mammalia; Macroscelidea; Macroscelididae
Gene: ACPP
Product: acid phosphatase, prostate
Exons: 13
Coding region: 1-1257 (418 amino acids)
Biological process (GO): lysosome organization; dephosphorylation
Cellular component (GO): lysosome; plasma membrane
Molecular function (GO): acid phosphatase activity
Source: RefSeq, a predicted model, not a curated record